CUAUCCUAUCCAUAUUCCUCAUCUUGUGUGUUUCGUGCUAAGUGUCCUGAAGGCCCCUAGUAGGCUUAUGUGAGCUUCUCUAGCUUCUCUAAAGCUUUAUACUCUGUGCCUUGCUCGCCACUAUCUAAGCUCGACGACUGGCUGAUGCCUAGCUGUUGACCGAGUGACGCCCAAGUUCUAAUCACUGCCUUACGUUCCAUUACACCCUGCAUCCCCACGAUGACCUGGUGGCGCCGUGACCCGACACUUUCUCCAGUGCAUCGCUACGCGCAGCGCCUCCUCCGCUCCCACGCGCUCCGUACACGAUGCUUCUCCCGUACCCCUCCCAGUUCCGCUAAGCAUGAAGAUGAUGACGGUACCAAGCGCCCAGCAGGCAUGUCGAGUCUCGAGUGGAUGCAGCUGCAGCACUACAAACAAUGGACAAAGAGGCUGAGGGAUGACCCAUAUCAUGCAAUAUUUGGGGCGAGCAACGACAUGCUGAGUGGAAAGGGGCUGAAGGAUUGGGAGUGGAUUAGUAAGCGCUUUCCGAGGUGGAUGGUGAGGGAGAUGGGUUUUGGCGAUGCACUUGACAAGGACAAAGACAUGAGGCACGACAGAUAUACGAGAGAAUAUAGGAAAAGAUCAAUUAGAGACGAGGGCUCACCAGCACCGUCAAAGAAAGCCCAGAGCGCUUCUGCCGACUCAAGCUAUUCAAGACAAGAAUAUCAUUUCCCAGAACCGUCAUUCAGGGCCGCGCGACUAGAACGCGAUGAUUCAACUGGUAUUAUAUCUCCAUCUGAUUCGAGGAGACCGCGAGAGCACUCCCAUGUGAGGGCUGUUGGACACGCUCCAGAACUGGAUGUCACACAGAAAUCCAAAACAGAUAACGCCAGCCCUCUCCCCACCCCGCCUCAGAGCAAAUACACCAGCACUCAAAUCCCCAAAGUACGAUCUACAAUACCGGCUAAAACCGAACCUCCGAGCAACGAAGCAUCUGCUCGGGGGCCCUCUUCCAUCGAGUUCAUGACUAAAAAGGCACAGGACCAGGACCCGUAUCUGGAAGAUAGCUUGAACGAAAGUCGUAUGUGGAGACAGACGGCCCUGCAAAGACGAUCAUCACGUGGACCUAUGGUUAGUCCUAAGAUAAUGACCCCGCCAAUUGCAAAAACAAGUGAUGAGGUGACAAGCAAAGCCACAUUACCUAUCGCAGAAGAUGUUGAAAGGCUUGCUACUCAGGGCACAGAAGAAACUUUAGAAGUCAGACCUGUCGAAACGACGAAUAAAAACACAGACUGGGCCGUUCAGCAAGAACCGUCGACUAGAGUGGUCGAGGUGACGAAAGACAGCGCUGGUAUUCCAAGAUCCACAUCAAAGAUUCUCGACCAGCUACCAAAGGAUGACAUCGACCUCCUGACUGCAGCUGAAAUUCGCUCAUCUAUGGGAGUCAAGAGGAGCAAAAUUCCAAGCGACGAGGUGAGGUGGGCAGAGCGGCAGAAGUUGGAAGAAACAUUCAAAGAUACGCACAAGACAGACCAAGAGAUUGACUCUAUGCUCGAGUCAAAAGUCAUCAACGAUCAACUUGUACGCCGCCUAGAACGCCAAAUGCAACAAGGGCAGAAAUCUUCCGAGCCCAUUCAAACACAAACAGAACAGGAACCUACCAUCCACACUCUAACAGGAGAUGUCCCCAUUGAGUCUAGUAUUGAUCGCAUGAAGAAUUGGCUCGAAAAAGGUGGUGCUAUCUUCUCUAAUCACUUCUGGCAAGAUCCUACAGAGGAGGCCGACGCUAAGAAGACAAAGUUAUUCUUCGACAAAGUAGUAGCCCAUAUCCGCAAAGGUCGCGUCGCAAUGAAACAAGUCGCAGAAGACCUCGAGAAAGAUGUUCCAGCAACGAAGCCUCUGUUGAAGCGCCUAAAAGACGACGAAAACAUGCUUGAUAUGGCCAUCCAUGCACUUCGACUACGUUCAGAGACUAGAAAACCGCAGGCCCUAACGCCAAAGAAGCUCAAAGCUAUUCAAGCAUUACGCUUGAAGUUCCAGGACACGGACCGUGAGCUCGAUGCGGCAUACAUGACUCUUCGCGACCUCGAGAAGAAGGACGCGGCUAAAGGCGCUUCGGUAGUAUUGAAGAGGCGACUCAACAUCGCAUCGAAGACGUGCCAUAAGAGUGCACAGCUGACGCGCUAUCUUAUCUGGAGCAUCCAGGCUCGUCUGGAAGAUCCAGAGGUAGAUCAAAGUAGACUGGUGCACUAUAAGGCCGUUGCAAACAGCCUUUUGACCCUAAGAGACACUCAAAUGGCUCUUGCACGACUAGUAGAUCGCGCUAUACUGAUAUAUGGUCCAGUUCCGGAGGCACAGGGUAUGGGUCAGAAGUAUGGCGUGGAGGCCUCACCAGAGGUUACAAAAGACAGAGAGCAGAAGGAGAGUUCCAUCAUAAGCCAACCCGACAAAGCCACGAUUCGUGCUAAUGUCGCUGCCGACGAGCGUCUUGCGAACGAAGUCGAAGCACAAAAGUUGGCAAUGCGAGGACUUUCAGAUGAUGGUUAUGCCCGAACGCCGAAGCUCGCCCCUAAGAAAGUAUUCGAUGAGCAAAGCCCCCUAGCUCACAGUCUGUUUAGACCUUUCGGACCUGUCUUGGAGAGUCUAGGCAAGGAAACCCCCGAGAGUGUCGAGGCGGCGAAAGGAAACAAAGACGCAAAGAAGGAACUCAACGAUGCAAAACUUGUCGCGGAGAUCAGGCAAGUGUAUGAAGAUACUUACGGCCCGAUCACAGUAGAGCACAUUCAACUCAGCGACGGGGCUGAAGAGGUGAAGAAAGGACAAGAGAAGAACAUGAAGACUUUUGAGAUGUUAAAGGAAGAUCCUGCCUCAAUUCAUCAUCCCAAUGCCAUCAACAGUCUAGAGACACGAGAGAAAUCCACGGAGAUCCCGGAAUCGGCCGCUAUCGCGCCUAAAGGCUCAUUAGAGCACCCCGCUUCAGUCACGCCAGAGAUUCCAGCGGUUGAAUUCGAAACACUUCAAACCAGUGCGACGGACAGUACAUCGCCCCCAACCACAGGCGCUACCACUGCUGAAAUCAACCCCUCAUUUUCUCAGCCAGCCGGUGAUGCACCAGCUGACACCACCUCUUCCUCUCUUUCAUCAUUUCCGUCAACGGAAGACCUCCCAACACACUAUACUAUUCUCAUCCACGACCCACUGUCAGACAAUCUAUCUAUAACAACAUCAACUACUAGCCCACCGCGCGAUACAUCUCGCGCUGUGCCGCUUCACCAAGCAUUCGCCACUUUAGAUGCUCCAACAAAGUUUGUCCCUUUCAUAACAGACGGCCUAGAGGUCGUAAGUGCAAAUAAACACAUGCUAGUCCUCCGAGACGCACUAGAUGACUCUUCAUCAACACGUGCAUUCGAGACGGUCGGAAGUCCAUCCUCAUCUCCCACCGUCUCCGACAGCCUGGAGUUCGGGAAAACACAAGUCAAUCCGAUAGACGGCACCGCUCGUCUUUCGCCGACAGGCUACGUAGGCCCUGAAGAAAGCCAAGAACAACUGGAAAAAGAGUUUGAGGAUAGAAGGGAGGCGGCCAGCAAACUCCGCAGUAGUAAAGAAAACUCGCACCACGGAUUUUCGCAAGAUAACAAGGAGACGAAAGGCAGAAAGAGGGGUGGCGCUGGUGGUGUGGCCAAGACAGCGAUUUGGGCUGCGGCAGUGUGUUAUGUCGUUGGUGUUUUUGGCGAAAUUGCCACGAGUCCUUUCAAGACUUGAGGGCGAUUACUUGUGUCUGUGCAAAGGUACUGUUAAAGACUGAAACAACGGUAUUGUGUUGGGUUUAGGUGUCUGGGACUAGGAGUUUGGAAACGCCACUCGAUUGGAUUUAGCAUUUAUAUUAUAUGAUAUACCCGGCAAUUUUAUCUCUACUGAAUUAUUCUCAUCACCCAUCAUAGUCGUCAC
Cucurbitaria berberidis CBS 394.84 is the source of this 3927-nucleotide messenger RNA. RefSeq lists its product as uncharacterized. The record is from RefSeq and is a predicted model, not a curated record. The transcript has 3 exons. The coding region runs from base 220 to 3741 and encodes 1173 amino acids. Lineage: Eukaryota; Fungi; Ascomycota; Dothideomycetes; Pleosporales; Cucurbitariaceae.